UGGCCGGCUAAAUCCGUCUAGGGCUUUUGAGAAGUUUUCGUAUCUUAGCAUCCGUGUGAGCCCUCUUGUUCGGCAGUCGGCUGGGUGCUUGUUCUCCUCGAAGAUCUAUUAUGAGGAGGUACAGUCCUGGUUACUAUAGCCCUCCAAGAAGGGGAUAUGGUGGCAGAGGAAGAAGUCCUAGGAGAGGAUAUGGUGGUCGCAAGGAUCAAAUACAGGGGAGUCUUUUAGUUCGAAAUAUACCACUGAAUUGCAGAACUGAAGAACUUCGUGUUCCAUUUGAAAGAUUUGGUCCAAUAAGGGAUGUCUACAUACCAAAGGAUUAUUAUUCUGGGGAGCCACGGGGCUUUGCUUUUGUGCAGUUUGUUGAUCCAUAUGAUGCUGCUGAGGCACAAUAUCACAUGAAUCGACAAAUCUUUGGCGGUAGGGAAAUUGCUGUUGUUGUUGCUUCAGAAACAAGGAAGAGGCCUGAAGAAAUGAGGAGAAGAACUAGGGCCAGGGCAAGUAGUGGCUAUGAUGGUGGCCGCUCUUCAUAUUAUGGGCGCUCACGAUCUCGUUCAGUUUCUCGAUCACAGUCUCCACGCCGCCCAUCUAACCCAAGGAUGCGACAUUGGUCGAGAUCAUACUCUCCUGCACCAAAGCACAGGGAUGACCAUUCUCCAUCACCGAGAAGGCAAUCAGCUCAUUCAAGAUCCCCUAGGGGAUACCCGUCUCAAGGACGCAAUGAAAAGCAAAGCCGUAGAUCGUACUCUCCAAAACACGGUGAUGGUAAUAGAAAGCAGGUUGAUCACGACAACCUCUCAGCUUCACUGAGAGGAAAGCUGGCACGACACUCAAGAUCCCCUUUAGACUAUCGAGGGGGACACAGUGAGGAUCGAAGGCACCGAUCUUACUCACCAAGGGGUGAUACUGUUGGUAGGAAUGGAGCUCCUUAUGAUUAUGACAAGGAACCAAGGCGCCCCUCAUAUUCAGCUUCUGGUUCAAGAUCUAGAUCUAUUGACGUAUCUCCUGGGCACAAUCGCUAAACAGGUGUAAUAUAGCACUAUUGGACUAACAUUAUCUCAGUUCACUGGAGCUCUAAACUUUGGAGAUUAAGAACAGUUUUCGUCCUUUUUUUUAUCAUGAAAUAACACUUUAUCUGCUUCUUUUGCAAACUUUAGCCUUGAGACCUUAUUGUGGAAUUGUAGCGAGCUCUUCUCUGAGCAUCUUUGUGAGAAAUUAAUGCACUGACUUUUGAAAUUGGCCAUAUAAUGUCUUGCUUUAAUGCACUUAUGAGAAUGCUCCAGAAAAAAAAGGGGAUUAUGAUUACUGUUCUGAAGAGUGUCUUCUUUUGUUCUCUCAGAUAUAUAAUAUUUUGAUUUAUGUGAACAACAUGAGCAAAAUUGUUU
Phalaenopsis equestris is the source of this 1385-nucleotide messenger RNA. Its product is annotated as serine/arginine-rich SC35-like splicing factor SCL30. The transcript is spliced from 9 exons. The record is from RefSeq and is a predicted model, not a curated record. Gene Ontology annotation, molecular function: RNA binding. Lineage: Eukaryota; Viridiplantae; Streptophyta; Magnoliopsida; Asparagales; Orchidaceae. The coding region runs from base 111 to 1022 and encodes 303 amino acids.